Pseudo-nitzschia multistriata is the source of this 1169-nucleotide messenger RNA. Lineage: Eukaryota; Bacillariophyta; Bacillariophyceae; Bacillariales; Bacillariaceae. The record is from the annotation of a GenBank genome assembly.
GAACUAUUGUUGCUUGCUCGUUUCAUGGAUGAAGAGAAUCAAGUGUGAGGAGGCACCRCGGAAGGAACCAGCCAGGAUACAACARCAUCUGAAACGCGAAGGAGUUCAAAAAUAAGCAGCGUUCAGAAAACGAUCGGCGUCUGAAAAAGGUACAAUCGGGAUCGAUCACAGGAUACAGCCUUCGCUUUCUUGUUCUUCCGAAACAAUCGAAGCGUUCGUUGCGAGCAACAAUGUCGGCCACCAGCCAGCUGGAAAACCCCAAUGCGCCUUGGUCGUAUGUGAAAUUCGACACCAGCAUUGGAACCUUUGUGGUGGAAUUGUAUCACAAACAUGCGCCCAGGUCGUGCUACAACGUAGCAGCAUUGGCCCAUGCAGGAUAUUACGACGGUAAGUGUUAACMAUCUUUGUCCGAGUUUGCAACUGCGCGUGGGCCAUUGGUCCGCCUUUUGGCGUUCGAUCGCAACGCCAGGGCUUUGGUUUUAUCCCGAUUCAAGCAACAGCGAAAGGGCUCGAUCGCUAGAAGAACGUUUUCUKAUCACACUUGUAAUUCUGGUUUGGAAGGCACGAUUUUUCACCGAAUCGUGCGAGACUUUAUGGUUCAGGGAGGUGAUCCAACGGGGACCGGGCGCGGUGGUGAGUCGGUGUACGGAGGAAAGUUCGAGGACGAAAUAACGAGGAAUCUGAAGCACACCGGCGCGGGUGUUUUGGUAAGUGCAUCCUCGAGAGCAUUUUUUGUAUGGGUCGAAUGGCCGAUUUUGAGGAGCAAAGGAUUGAAUUUGGGCAGUACCUGUUCCUCGCUUGAAGUUUUCCCUCACCACUUCUUUUACUAUCUUUYAAUGUGAUCUCAAUGAUGACUSAUAACCCAGUCGAUGGCAAAUUCAGGUAAGCCAACCCAAAGUCUCACAAACCCGCUGAGMUACUAGAAUGCAUGUAUUUUCUUUUCUAAUCGAUUCUACGCAAUGCCUUCAUGCCGUAUCACAGGUCCRAACACGAACGGAAGGUGAGUGAAAUGYCAUUGUCCUUGCAACAGCAGAACCGAAASMAACGUUCCCAUSACAAGAAUUUUUGGGUCUAAAUCGGAUUGUUGUUUCGUGCCAAUACCUUCUUCUGCUCGGCAUCUGUUGGGAAUCCGGACGCAGCCAAUUUUUUAUCACAUUGAAGCCCACACC